AUGGAGCCGCCAUCGUUGCUUCACCAGGACCACAAAAGCUCGAGCUCCGCUGCCCCGGCGCCCGCACCGACUCGAUCCUCCUCACUGGCAAAGAGCUGGAGCUUGAGCUUCUCGACGGUGACCGUGCUCGAGCCGCAACUGGCACCGGCGGCGGCGCCGGUGGCCCCCGUGGCUUCAUCUCAGGCAUCUUCUUCGACGCCAACCUUCGGUCCAACAGCCUUGGCCUUCGCCUCGUCUUCAGGCUCACGCUUGACCUUGAUCGGCAUCUUCUUGAUCAACACGCCUGCAGCUGUCCUCUUCGGCACGGCCGGGGGAUCCUCAGGAACAGGCUCCGAACGAGGUCUCUUCGUCUUGCUGGCCUUCCGGAAGUGUGGCACAGGUAUGCCAUCCAUACGGGGUCGCAGGAUUACGUUCGGUCUGCCCGGUGACGAACUUCUCGAAUUUCUCUCUCCAGUCUCUCCAGACGGAACCAUUGGAGAAGCAGAAGGAGGGGGUGGCGGCGGGGGCAGCAAUCGACGUCGUGACUGA
This is a messenger RNA of Symbiodinium sp. CCMP2592, 528 nucleotides long. The record is from the annotation of a GenBank genome assembly. Lineage: Eukaryota; Dinophyceae; Suessiales; Symbiodiniaceae.